This is a messenger RNA of Nerophis lumbriciformis (worm pipefish), 1767 nucleotides long. The record is from RefSeq and is a predicted model, not a curated record. NCBI's taxonomy places the organism in Eukaryota, Metazoa, Chordata, Actinopteri, Syngnathiformes, Syngnathidae.
AUGGCGACUGCUACCCCAAGUCGUGAAGCUGGCCGGCCGGCGGCUUCGUCGUCGGCCUCCUCGACGCCCCUCUCACCCACCCGCAUUUCUCGCCUGCAGGAGAAACAGGACCUGCAGCACCUUAACGACCGACUGGCCGUCUACAUCGAGCGGGUGCGCUCACUGGAGCUCGAGAACGACCGGCUGCAGGUCAAAGUGUCAGAGAAAGAAGAGGUCACCACCAGGGAGGUGACCAGCCUGAAGCACCUGUACGAGGCCGAGUUGGCGGACACUCGCCGGGUUCUGGACGAGACGGCCAAGGAGCGCGCCCGGCUGCAGAUCGAACUGGGAAAGGCGCAGGCCGACUUGGAAGAGGCCACGCGCAGCGGCAAGAAAAAGGACGGCGACCUGGCGGCGGCCACGUCCCGGGCCGCGGCGUUGGAAAGUAAGCUGAACCAGAACGAAGCGGCGCUCUCCACCGCUGUGGGACAGAACGCCGCGCUCACCUCCGACCUGGUGGAAGUCAAGGGCCUGCUGGCUAAGGCGGAGGAUAGCCACGCCGUGGCCAAGCGGCAGCUGGAGGCCGAGACCUUGAUGCGCGUGGACUUGGAAAACCGAUGCCAGUCGCUCAGCGAGGAGCUGGACUUCAGGAAGAACAUGUUCGAGGAGGAGGUUCGGGAGUCGCGGCGCAGGCAAGAGCAGAGAAUUGUGGAGGUGGACUCGGGAGUCAGGCAGGACUACGAGUUCAAGCUGGCGCAAGCUUUACAGGACCUGAGAAAGCAGCACGACGACCAGGUGGCGCUGUACAAGGAGGAACUGGAGCAGACCUUCCAAGCCAAGCUGGACAAUGCCAAGGUGUCGUCCGCCAUGAACGACAAGGCAGUGUGUGCGGCCCGGGAGGAGCUGCAAGAGUCCCGCGUGAGAAUCGAAAGCCUGGGCUACCAACUGAGCGCCCUCCAGAAACAGGCGGCGGCCGCCGAGGAGCGCGUCCGGGACCUGGAGGACAUUCUGUCUUCUGAGCGCGACAAGCACCGGCGCAUCACCGAGGCCAAGGACCACGAGAUGAACAACCUGCGCGAGCGUAUGAACGCCCAGCUCUCAGAGUACCAGGAGCUCCUGGACGUCAAGCUCACGCUCGACAUGGAGAUCAACGCAUACAGGAAGCUCCUCGAAGGGGAGGAGCACAGGCUAAAGCUGUCUCCCAGCCCGUCGUCCCGCGUGAGCGUCUCCCGCGUGUCGGGCUCGUCCUCGUCCCGCGCCACUAAGCGCAGGCGCGCCGACCCCGAGUCGGGCGACGCCUCGGCGGGGCGCGCCCGGGAGGUGCUGCUGGCGUCCGAGGAGGACGCGGCCAGCGGCGCCGUCUCCAUCGCGGCCACCGACAUGGACGGCAACUCGGUCACUCUGGCCAACAACACGGAUCAGGACCAGCCUUUGGGAAACUGGAGACUGAAGAGACAAGUGGACGACGGUGACGAGAUUGUCUACAAGUUCUCGCCAAAGUUUGUUCUUAAGGCCGGACAGACCGUCACGGUGUGGUCUGCGGACGCAGGCGUGGCCCACAGCCCACCCUCUGACCUCCUGUGGAAGAGCCAGGCUUCCUGGGGCACAGGAAACGACAUCAUCACCAGUUUGGUCAACUUUGACGGCGAGGAAGUGGCCAGACGGAGCGUCAGCAAGAAGGUGCAAGUGGAGAACGGAGAGGAGGAAGAGGACGAGGCUGAGGAAGAGGAGGUGCCAGUGGUGCACAAGAAGGCCAGAGUGGCGUCCAGAGAGUGUGCGGUCAUGUGA